AUGGGGCCUGAGAAGAGUUGCCAAGCAGCACUGGCUCCCACUUUUCCUCCUACACCUGGUCACUACCAUGUCCCCUACCCAAGGUAGGGAGAAACCCACGUAGGCUGGCGUGGGGAGACAUACUGCCAGGUCGGUGGCUACCAGUCUUAUGGGGAUGCUCCUUUGACCACCCCAGCAAAGGUAGAGGCAGAGAAGCCAGUCCCCAGAGGAGCACUCAAGCGACCUCAUCCUGUGGAAAUGUCCGACAAAGACCUUGGUUGCUCCAGUCCUAAAAUGUGACGCCUGGAGCAUGAUGGCAAGAGGCUGACCCCACAGAAGCUGGCUGGCUGGGACGCUCUGCUGAGAGAGCAAAUGUUUAACAGCCAGACAGCUAAUGCCUCUUCCUUCAGUGACCCCCACUGCUCACCACCUACCUGUUCUCUGUAUUUAUGA
Messenger RNA from Miniopterus natalensis, 432 nucleotides. RefSeq names its product DPEP2 neighbor (gene DPEP2NB). The record is from RefSeq and is a predicted model, not a curated record. Lineage: Eukaryota; Metazoa; Chordata; Mammalia; Chiroptera; Miniopteridae.